GUUUUUAGAAUCUUUGUCUUUCUAAAUCUUUGACAACUGUUUGACUUUCUAGAAAUAGCAAGAAUUGCCAUCAUGGAUUAUUCAGGUGGAAGAUUCAACAAUUCUACUUCAAUAUCCCAAAGCCAUGGACAUUCUUUUGAUAAUUCUUAUAGUAACAUUGAUUCAAAUGACAACAAACAUGAAGAACUGAAUUGGGGUUUGUUUAAUUAUUUCAAUAAUGAUAUUGAAAGUCCAAAACAGUUACAGGAUUCUACUUCAAUACUCCCAGGCAAUUCUAAUAUUAUGUCACCUCCAGGGAGUUAUUAUGGUUUAGAAUAUUUCAAGAUGGAAGAUACAAAUAUAUCGGAUUUCAUAUUCCAGUCUCAAACAAGGCCUAUGAGUACUUCUUCUAUCUCUGGAAUCAAGAUGGAAGAAUCUAUGCAAAGUGAAGUUCUGCAUUGGAAUGUCGAAAGUCGAUCCAGAGAAAUUGAUUUCUCAAGGGAAAUCAGCAAAAUGGAACCAGAAUUGGUACCUCCUCAAAACUAUGGCAAUUUUGACCCAAUUCAAGUUAACAAGGAACAAGGUAAAUUCAAAGAUGGGUAUAACUGGAGAAAAUAUGGUCAAAAACAAGUCAAAGGAAGCAAGAAACCUCGAAGUUACUAUAAAUGUAGUUAUCCUAAUUGCCCAACGAAGAAGAAAGUCGAGAAGGAUUUUAAUGGAUAUGUCACCGAGAUUAUUUACAAAGGAAAACAUAAUCACCCAAUGCCCCAAAACAUGAGGAAAUCUUCGUUAGACACGUUAUUGGACUAUCCAGUUGAGACAAAUAGUUCUGCAGCUUCCUUUGGGCAGGACGAGUGUGAUCAAGACUCUUCCUUUGGCAAAUCAGGCAACGAAUGUGAAUACGAACCCAAGGCUAAGAAAUGUAAAACAGAUGAGGCCGAGAAUGAAGCAAUGUCGUCCCUUGGGAGUAAAAGUAAUCAUGAACCGAGGGUAGUUAUUGAGACAAAAAGCGAGAUUGAUGUUCUUGAUGAUGGAUAUAAAUGGAGGAAAUACGGGCAAAAAGUAGUUAAAGGGAAUCCGAAUCCAAGGAGCUACUAUAAAUGCACGAACAUAGGGUGUCCUGUCCGAAAACUUGUGGAACGAGCCUCACAUGACUUACACGCUGUGAUUACAACCUACGAAGGCAAACACAACCAUGGUAUUCCUAUACCACGGGGCGGUAUAAUUUACACCAAAAACCAGCCAUCUACGUUUAACACCACGAUGACUAGCAACAAUUACGGAUCCAUGAAUUUGCCAAACUACUCGAACAACAUUCAAAUGAAAGGAAUGUCGACUAAUGUCGAUGGCCAAAGGACUCAUAGUAUUGAAACGUUUGAGCAAUCUAAACAUGAUGGUUUUAUGGAAAUUUCGAACCAGAAUUUGGAUUGGAAGAAUGAGGAAUUCUUAUUAACAACUAAGAAAGAAACAGAAAAUGACUUUUUUUUCAAUUCAUAUCUAGACUAAACUAUGA
Molecule: messenger RNA, 1492 nt
Organism: Erigeron canadensis
Lineage: Eukaryota; Viridiplantae; Streptophyta; Magnoliopsida; Asterales; Asteraceae
Product: probable WRKY transcription factor 33
Exons: 4
Coding region: 73-1485 (470 amino acids)
Biological process (GO): regulation of DNA-templated transcription
Molecular function (GO): DNA-binding transcription factor activity; sequence-specific DNA binding
Source: RefSeq, a predicted model, not a curated record